This is a messenger RNA of Mandrillus leucophaeus (drill), 2423 nucleotides long. It is a transcript of the gene SPSB4, whose product is annotated as splA/ryanodine receptor domain and SOCS box containing 4. Gene Ontology annotation, molecular function: protein binding. The transcript has 3 exons. Gene Ontology annotation, cellular component: SCF ubiquitin ligase complex. Lineage: Eukaryota; Metazoa; Chordata; Mammalia; Primates; Cercopithecidae. Gene Ontology annotation, biological process: proteasome-mediated ubiquitin-dependent protein catabolic process; intracellular signal transduction. The record is from RefSeq and is a predicted model, not a curated record. Bases 265 to 1086 code for a protein of 273 amino acids.
CGGGCGCCCCUGAGUGGGCAGCGGCGGCGGCAGCAGACUCCUCUCCCGGGAGUCCAGGACCUGCCAGCGCUGGGGAUUCUUCCCGAAGAGGCGCUUGCCCUCUCGUUUAUGGAGCUUGGGCCCCUGCCACAGCCCGGUAGAGGCUGUGGAGGUCCACCGUCCGGAAGCCUGGUUCCCAGCCCCGUGGCCCAUUCCUGGCUACGGGCAGUGGAGGCUCCCACGAGGUAGCGGUGGCCUGCAGCGGUCCCCUCCCGGCAGUGAAGCAUGGGCCAGAAGCUCUCGGGGAGCCUCAAGUCGGUGGAGGUGCGAGAGCCCGCGCUGCGGCCGGCCAAGCGGGAGCUGCGGGGUGCAGAGCCCGGGCGGCCGGCGCGGCUGGACCAGCUGUUGGACAUGCCAGCGGCGGGGCUAGCUGUGCAGCUGCGGCAUGCGUGGAACCCCGAGGACCGCUCGCUCAACGUCUUCGUCAAGGAUGACGACCGGCUCACCUUCCACCGGCACCCGGUGGCCCAGAGCACCGACGGCAUCCGCGGCAAGGUGGGCCACGCCCGCGGCCUGCACGCCUGGCAGAUCAACUGGCCAGCUCGGCAGCGCGGCACCCACGCUGUAGUUGGUGUGGCCACGGCCCGUGCUCCCCUGCACUCCGUGGGCUACACUGCGCUGGUGGGCAGUGACGCCGAGUCGUGGGGCUGGGACCUGGGCCGCAGCCGCCUCUACCACGACGGCAAGAACCGGCCCGGCGUGGCCUACCCGGCCUUCCUGGGGCCCGACGAGGCCUUCGCGCUGCCCGACUCGCUGCUCGUGGUGCUGGACAUGGAUGAAGGCACACUCAGCUUCAUCGUGGACGGCCAGUACCUGGGGGUGGCCUUCCGAGGUCUCAAGGGCAAGAAGCUGUACCCGGUGGUGAGUGCCGUGUGGGGCCACUGCGAAGUCACCAUGCGCUACAUCAACGGCCUUGACCCGGAGCCCCUGCCACUGAUGGACCUGUGCCGGAGAUCCGUCCGCUCGGCCCUGGGCCGCCAGCGCCUGCGGGACAUCAGCUCCCUGCCCUUGCCUCAGUCUCUCAAAAACUAUCUGCAGUACCAGUGAGCCGGGCCUGACAGGCAGCACAGACACACAACGCAGGGCCCGGCCCGCCUGUCAUUCACAGUCCCGUGGCACAUAGGGGAAAGGAUCCACCCUUCCUCCGGCUCCCCAGGACACUCAGUUCUUUCAAAGACCAGGAUGUGGUAUCAACUUUGGAAACGAAAGGUCUGUUGCCAACAGUAUCUACUGCCCUCGAGGCAGCCCUCCCGAGUCAGACACCUCCUUCGGAGCCACAGAGAGCCUGGAGUCUGCACCUGCUGGAAAUCCUGCCACCAACCAGGACACAGCAGCCACUGUAUUGAUCAGAGAGCCUGUUUCCUUAUUCAAGAGAAUGAAUAAAACAUUUAGGCAGGAGACUUUCUAUUGCGUACCCUGUUGCAGACAGGGCCAGGGAGAAAUUAGCCAGUGCAGGGAGAAAAUUGCCUCUGAAUAAUGAAUGAUGAAAGCAGCCUGACGCUGUGCCCCUCCUGGCCCACACCCCUUGCCAGGGCAGCAGGAUGGUCAUGCCAUUGUAGGACUUUGUGCCACUUUGAGGGACUAUUCCCAGGAGGCCCAACCGCAGACCUGGCAAGUGGACAGUGCAGUGUGGAGACACCCUCCGGCUUACCUCUUUGAACGUUGUUUACCUACCCCUUUCCACAUGCCCCGCUUCCCAGCCACUGACUCACAGUUCUCUGGAUGCCCAGACACCUCUCUUCAGGGAAGAGGAGUCUGACUGGUUCGCCCCAGGGAAGAGCAUAUCCUUACCAUUAUUUUAAGUAGCAUUUGCAUUUUAAAAGAGGAAUGCAGAGAGGACAGUACUUAGUCCAAAGGUGCUAACAGGGGAACGGGGGAACCGGGGGCAUGGUGACACCCAAGUCUGAUGUGUCCUGGGUUGAGGGGCCUUCCUGGAGUGUCAGGGUCUCUGGGCAUCGUCCAUUCAGGGCGCAGCAUGGCUGUCACAAAGCUUUAUUUGAGGAAAUUAUUUUUUCACUUCAGGAGACUUGUACGAGUCUGUUUCCUGUUUCAAAUGUGUGUGUGAUAUGCUGUUUAUUUAUCAGCUGAGGUCUGUGGGGGCGGCCUUGUGACUGGAAGGGUGGAUAUGGGAGACACAUUCUCCACCCGCUCCGAGCCUGGUCCUCUCGCAGGAAUGCUGCUGCUGCCUCCGCCGCCACCUCUUAUAUGUUUCAGACACUCUCUGCCCAGACUCAUUUUUAACUGGAAAUCAUCACAGCGGUGGGAUAUCAGAGCUCCAGACAGCACUGCCUCUCCCUACCCACCCCCCCACUGCCCCCAUCUUAAUGUGAAUUUGACUGAUGAAUGAGGAGCGUUUCUAAUAAAGUUUGUCAUUCAGUCCUUCA